Messenger RNA from Saccostrea cuccullata (small rock oyster), 3884 nucleotides. Its product is annotated as apoptotic chromatin condensation inducer in the nucleus-like. The transcript is spliced from 21 exons. Gene Ontology annotation, molecular function: RNA binding. Bases 36 to 3755 code for a protein of 1239 amino acids. Gene Ontology annotation, cellular component: ASAP complex; precatalytic spliceosome. Gene Ontology annotation, biological process: RNA splicing. NCBI's taxonomy places the organism in Eukaryota, Metazoa, Mollusca, Bivalvia, Ostreida, Ostreidae. The record is from RefSeq and is a predicted model, not a curated record.
CUAUCGGUAACUGUCGGAGGAAGCUUGGAAUAAACAUGGAGGACGACAAUUUUACCGUUGGAGGAAAACCGCUUCAUGAACUCAGAGUUGUUGAUCUUAAAAAGGAAUGUGACAAAAAUAAGCUUCCCAAGAAUGGAACAAAGAAAGAACUGAUUGAAAGACUUAAAGCGCACUAUCAAUUCGAGAAACUACAGAAUGCAGAAACAACUGAUGAAGUGCCAAAUCAGAAGAUCCAGGAAGGUGCAGCAAUAGAAAAUGACUUCAUCAAGCAAUAUUUAGCUAAACAAAGGGAACUAAUUGUGGAACAGAAGAAAAGAUUUUCAGAGGAAGACAGUCAAGAGUCCGGAAACUCACAGGAUGAGUCCGAGUCCAGUCCAACCAAGAAAAGUCCAUCCAAGAGUUUUGGUGAGCCGAGUCCAACAAAGACACCUACCAAACUAAGCUUUCCUGAGUCUACGAAGGGUGAAUCAUCCAAUGGUGGAGAUGUCAAAGAAAAGACAACUCCAAAAGUUAGUCAGGCUGUGGAGGAAAGUCCGGAGUCCUCUAGAAGUUCCCGGAGUAAACGCUGGAGGAAGACUUCCCGAGACUCCCGGGACUCGACCCAGGAAGUGGCAGCGGCAGAGGAACAACAAAAAGAGAAAGAAGAAAAGAGAAAGGCAGAAGAAGAAAAAAAAUUAGAAACUGAUAAAUCUGAAAAAGAGGCUAAAGAAAAGGCUGAAAAAGAGGCCAAAGAAAAGGCUGAAAAAGAGGCUAAAGAAAAAGCUGAAAAAGAGGCUAAAGAAAAAGAGGCUAAGGAGAGAGCAGAAAAAGAGGCCAAGAAGAAAGCAGAAAGAGAAGCAAAGGAAAGGGAAGAAAAGAAAAAGGCUGAAAGGGAAGAAAAAGAGAGGCUUCAAAAAGAAAAAGAGGAAAAGAGAAAGGCAGAAAAAGAGGCUAAGGAGAAGGCAGAAAAAGAGGCUAAGGAGAAGGCAGAAAAAGAAGCUAAAGAAAAGGCUGAAGAAGAGGCUAAGGAAAAAGCAGAAAGGGAGGCAAAAGAAAAAGCUGAUAGAAAGGCUAAGGAAAAAGCAGAAAAAGAGGCUAAGGAAAAGGCUGAAAAAGAAGCUAAAGAAAAAGCAGAAAGAGAAGCAAAGAAAAAAGCUGAAAGGGAAGCCAAAGAAAAGGCUGAAGAGGAGGCCAAGGAAAAAGCUGAAAAGGAAGCUAAGGAAAAAGCUGAAAAAGAGGCUAAAGAAAAAGCAGAAAGAGAAGCAAAGAAAAAAGCUGACAGGGAAGCAAAAGAAAAGGCUGAAAAGGAAGCAAAAGAAAAGGCUGAAAAGGAGGUGAAGGAAAAAGCUGAAAAGGAGGCGAAGGAAAAAGCUGAAAAAGAGGCUAAAAGAAAAGCUGAAAAAGAGGCUAAAGAAAAGGCUGAGAAAGAAGCUAAAGAAAAAGCUGAGAAAGAGGCUAAGAUAAAAGCUGAAAAAGAGGCUAAGGAAAAGGCUGAGAAAGAGGCCAAGGAAAAGGCUGAGAAUGAGGCUAAGAAAAAAGCUGAAAAGGAGGCUAAGGAAAAAGCUGAAAAGGAGACUAAGGAAAAAGCUGAAAAAGAGGCCAAGGAGAAGGCUGAAAAGGAGGCUAAGGAAAAGGCAAACAAAGAGGUAAAGGAAAAGGCAGAACAGGAAGCAAAAAAGAAAGCAGAUGAGACAGCAAAAGAAAAGGCUGAAAUAGAAGCAAAAGAAAAGGAGGAUGCCAGAAAGAAAACUGAAAAAUUAGAAAAAGAUAAGGGUGAGAAAGAGACCAAGGAGAAAGAAGAGAAAAAGCAAGCUGAGAAAAGCAAAGAAAAGAGGGAAGGAAGAUCUAGGAAGAAGUCCUCUUCCUCUUCAUCAUCUGGUUCAGACACUGAGGAGGAGGAAGAUCCAAAGAGAAAGCAGAAGAAAAGAUCAAGUGCUAGAUCAGGAUCUUCUUCCAGUUCUUCCUCAAGGUCAUCAUCAAGGUCGUCGGAGUCUGAUAGAUCUAGGUCAAGGUCACCCAAGAAGUUCCGGAGCAGGUCUCGGUCUACAUCUCCUGUGCAGCCCGGCAGCACUGUGUCAGUGGUUAAGACCUUAAAAGAACAGCCAUCAAAGGAUAAACAAGGAAAAGACAAGUCCGACUCCCAGACAGGAGAUACAUCAAUGGAGGUGGAAGAAGGGGAAAUUCCAUCAGAUGCCAUGUCGUCUACCACAGACAAGGAAGAGAAAACAGACAAAAAGAGUGAACAACAAACAGUUUCCUCAUCAGCCGAGGACAAGACCCAGAAGAAGCCUGAGGAACCCCAGGAGAAGCCGGUCAGGAAGAGGAAAUGGGGAUCGGCCCGGUCAAGUAGCAGCACCACCACUACCCCCCAGGCCAAGAAUAAAAGACUGUCAAGUAUAGAGUUCAGUACGGAGUCACUCAAGGAGCUGAUUCCAGACAUCAAAUCCAGCCCUAUAUCUGAGCCAGUCCUGGAUCUGGAUCUUCCAGAUGAGAAGAUCUCGGAUCAAGAAAAUGAACCCGAGGAAAAUCCACAGGAGGUCAAGAUUCAAAGAACAAUUGUUGUGCGUGAAGAUGAGGAGAAAGGUGAUGACGGAGAUGAUAGGUCAGAGGGCGAGGUCGUGGAUGAGGAUGACAAGGACAAGGAGUCGGACAGUGAGGAUGAGGAGCAAGGGGAGGGCACAGGUGACCAGGAGGAGCCAGCCAGGAAAGUGGAGAAAAAAGAGGAGUCUUCACCAGAGAAAAAAACAGAACCAAAAAUCAUCCGACAGAUCAGUCGACCUCAACCACUGAUAGAACCAGAUGAACCGACAGCAGCCAGAAGGUCGCCAUCUCCUCCCAGAAAACCAGUGUCCAAUGUGGUUCACAUCAGGAACCUGGUGCGACCCUUCACCCUCAACCAGUUAAAGGAGUUACUGAAGAGAACCGGAAACUUGGUGGAGGAUGGCUUCUGGAUUGAUAACAUCAAAUCCCACUGUAUUGUAACAUAUGAAAAGGAAGAGGAGGCAACAGCAACAAGAAAAGCCCUGCAUGGAACCCAAUGGCCAUCAUCAAAUCCCAAAGUUCUCAGAGUGGAAUAUGCUUCUCAGGAGGAGCUGGAAAGAUUCCAAAAUGCAGACAAACCCAUUGUAAUAACCAAAGAGGUCAAGCAGGACACUAGAAAGGAGAGGGAGGAAAAAGAAAGAGCGGAGAGGGAGGCAAGGCGGGAGGCCAGGAAGAAGGAAGAGGAGGAGAAAAAGAGGCGCCGGACACCACCAAUGAGGGAGUGGGACCGCCACAAAAUCAGACAGUCACAGGAAAGAGAGGAGGGGCCACCUCGCCGAGGGAGAAGUAGGUCAAGGUCACCCAAGAGGGGCCGAGGUCGGAGUGGGGAACAAGACAGUAGGAGAGACCGACGAGACCAGAAAGUUGAAGAUGAGCCCCCAGCAAAGCUCCUGGAUGAUUUGUUUAAGAAGACCAAAACCACUCCAUGUAUUUAUUGGAUACCUUUAUCAGAGGAACAGGCAUCACUUCGGGAGAAGAAAAGACAAGAAGAAAAGGAAGAACAAGAGAAAAUGUGGAAAGAGAGAGAGGAAAAUGCAGCUAAGAGAUUACAAGAAAGGUGGGAGAGAAGUCCAUGGCGAGGGGAUGAUGACCGUCGGAGAGGGGGAAUCAGAACCAGAAGUCGGAGUCGAGACAGACCCCCCAGAAAUCGCAGCGUUAGCCGCAGCAGGGACAGGGGGGCCAGAAAACGCAGCAGAAGCGAUGACCGGAGCAGGGAAAGGGGAAGAAGAAGAUGAAUAUUUUAAAUCUGGCUUUAUUAGAUCAUUUUAUUUUGUUACGUCUCCAUUAAUUUUUGUUGGGCUAGUGAAUCAACUGUUGACAGACAUCAUACUAGACAUUUUGAUAAAUAAAUUCAUUUUAAUUUG